GCAACAUCGUUAUCCAAGCCCACUUGUACAAGGUUUUGCCACCAUGCCCCGAACUCCGUUCUCCCGUUCGGUUGCAACCCAAAUCGUUUCGGCUCUGGAGGCAAAUAGCAAGGCCGCCGAGUCUGUUGCCGAGCAAGUAUGGAACUCUGCUAGGCCUCGUCUGUUGUCCACUGUCGCUCGCGCCGAGGGCAGCGGCAGCCUGCUCCGCAACGUCGCGCGCAGUAGCAGCAACUCGUCCCUGCUAAAGCCCUGCAGCUGCGGCAAGCUGUUUUGCGCCGGCCACGCUAACUCUAUGUCCACAGUCUCCUCCGCUGCGCUCGCUCAGCCCGCUUGGGCCACCGACGAGCGCGCUCCCGGCCUGGCUGAGCGCCUUGCUGAGGUGACCAAGCACUUCCCCACUGCGCUGUCGGUUGACGACUUCAUGGCCCGUGUGGAGGUGGCCCUGGCUGGCUACGGAUUUACCGGCGAUAACAGUAUUGCCAUGAGCAACCUCUGCCGCGACGAGUCCUGCCUGAUCCUAGAGGACAAGAUCGAGGCGGCGUUCGGCUCGUGCUUCAGCACCCACGGCCUGGGCGGAGUGCUCACGUGCGGCGUCAUCGGCAUGAAGGCCGGGCUCUCGCACUCGCCUGUCGUAGGGGGCAAGGAGCGCUACGUGUUCUUCUCCUUCCCGCACAUCGCCAUCGACAGUGAGGGCAAGGUGGGCGCCGUCAGCCGCCCCAACCGCCCGGGAGCCAGCGCCGCUUGUGGAGCGCUCAUUGCGUGCAUGGGUGACCUGAAGCGCGACGGGCUGGAGGCCAGCUGCAAGGCCCCCGGGCAGCACGACCCGCUGGAGCCCGAGUACUCCAUCCUCAAGCAGCGCAUCGCCCGGCGCAUGGCGUUCGAGAAGACCGACCCACGGGACUGCAGCCUGGUGGAUAUCACCAAGGCGGCGGAGCGAGUCAUCUCAACCGACCUGGAGUACCUCAUCUCCAAGGCCGUUGACCCCGCAAAGGCCGACUACGCCGUGUUCACGGGCGUGCAGAUCCACAACUGGGCCGCCGACCUGAACAACAGCGACGUACCCUCCCUGGAGUUCGUGGGCGUGGGCCGCAGCUAUGUGGUGGUUAACGGAGAAAAGGUGCAUCUGAACCUCGCCAAAGUGCCGGCGCUGUCGCCCCGCCAGCUGCAAAUCCUGGCCUCCGCCUCCGCCGCGGACGGCCAGGCCGCCACUGCCGCCGCCGCCGGCAAGCUGGUUCAGGAGAUCCCUCGCGACUACCUCAUGAAGCGCCUGGGCGGCGCGCAGAGCCGCAGCCAUGUGGACGUGGGCACUCCCGCUUGGGGCUCCUUCGUCAAGACCGACUUCAAAGACCCGCACGCCGGGGCGCCGCAGAUGGACGACGACAAGGCCGUUAACACCUCGUUCUUCUGGAAGAAGUGAGGCGUGACAAGAGUUCCAAACGCCCCCGACGUAUGGUGCCAACGUCGGCUGGGAAAGAUUGGAAGGCGGUAUGCGUGUGCGGACAUCUGUCGUAGCGAGAGACCUAAAGCUUAUCAAUUUUGUUAAUUUCUUUGUUGUGGGGAAAACUGCCGUGAGGGAUGGAAGUUUACCAAGUGAGCAUGGCAGAGCGUGGUGCAAGUAAGGCAGGGGGGUAGUGAACAUGAUGAGAUAGGAACCUGAUUUACUAUAUUGGAUGACCAGACAUAUCGUGAGGUAUGCUGCGGUACAAAACGACUACAGACAUACGUUGCAGCCGCAUGAAAACAUGCUAAUCGGUAACCACAAGAGGAGAUGUACCACCUGGGUUGAUUGUGGAUUCCCUCAGGUUAUCUACGACACGUGUGUAAAACAACUAAAC
Molecule: messenger RNA, 1835 nt
Organism: Astrephomene gubernaculifera
Lineage: Eukaryota; Viridiplantae; Chlorophyta; Chlorophyceae; Chlamydomonadales; Astrephomenaceae
Source: the annotation of a GenBank genome assembly